Teleopsis dalmanni is the source of this 4386-nucleotide messenger RNA. RefSeq names its product LON peptidase N-terminal domain and RING finger protein 1. The record is from RefSeq and is a predicted model, not a curated record. NCBI's taxonomy places the organism in Eukaryota, Metazoa, Arthropoda, Insecta, Diptera, Diopsidae. Gene Ontology annotation, molecular function: protein binding; metal ion binding. Bases 481 to 3918 code for a protein of 1145 amino acids. The transcript has 6 exons.
AAAAAAACACCAAACACAACAGCAAUAACAGCAACAAAAGUUUCAGCAUUGUUAACCUCAGCAACAGCAACAACGGCAACAUUAACAAUAGGAAAAAAUCAACAACAGAGGCAGCAACAAACAAAGCAAAACGUUGCUACCGUGCAAAUUGCCGCAAAUCUUGAGGAAAAACAAAUUCUUAAUAAAUUUCAAUAUAAAAAUUAUUUCUCACUGAGUUCGUUGCUGCCUACGACAAUUUUGGGUGAGGACUGUGAUUGCAUCACAGACGAUUGUUGCGUUUGUGACUGCGAUUUGAAGUGUGAGUGUCGUUUUGAUUGUGAGUGUGACGACUUACCCAAAGCUAAAAAAACCGAAAAGAACAAUAACUGCAACAGCAACAGCAACAGCAACAACAAAAACAAUAGCAGCGGCGGCAGCAAUUGCUGUUUACGUGACCAACAGCACGUUACUAAUUCGAUUGCUGCUGCAGCUAAAAGUAUAAUGCCACUAUCACAGGGCUUUAACGCCAAGGGUGUGCUAGCCACCAAACGUGCACACAAGACAACCAAAGUCUAUAAUAAUCGUGAUGAAGCGAAACGUAAACCCAGCGAGAAUUUAUGGUACGACAAUCACAGUAGAAGCAGCAACAACAACAACAACAACAGUAGCAACAGCAACAAUAAUUUAUAUGCAUAUGUCAUACCACAAAAGCGUAUGAUAAAUCAGUUGCAGCAACAAUUAUACAAUAAUGGCAACAAUUUGAAAAGUCAAAGCAAUGCAGAGUUUUCCUUUCUAAUAGCUGAGUCCUUAGCAAGUUUUGGACAAUUACAGGAAGCUUUUGAUAUAUAUGCCUGCAUAGCUAGAGAGCAGUGUGUGCCCUUGCAGCGAUUGAAUAAGUUGGCAAAUUGUCUUAUAGUGUAUAUGCGUAGGUUAAGUUAUAAGCAAAAUGAAAAUAUAGCACUAACAGUGAAUAGUAAAUUUCAAACCAACAAUUUAAGAAAUGAAAAUGAUUUUGAUUAUGCUCUAAUAACAAAUUCAAAGUUAAAAUAUAACAGACAACAACAACAACAACGUACUUGGUCACAUUCUUACGUCAAUAAUAGUAGUAGUACCGAUUCCACAAACCCCACGGGACAUAUGCUAGGUAUGAAUUUAAGUUUACAUGCACCUACACGAGAACUACGCGUACCAAGUCCUGAAAUGUCCGAUGAUUAUGAUCCACUCUUAUGCCCACUAUGUCGUGACAUCUUACGCUGUCCAGUUACCACGAAUUGCGGGCACACAUUUUGUCGUCAGUGUUGUGAAACGAUUACCAUGUGUAAUAUAUGCCAAAUUAAAUUUCCACGCACUAGUCUUGAUGACUUUGUUCCAGAUUCAAAUGUUGUCAGACAUUAUAAUAAUGAACAAUUGUUCAAUAUUAAUUCCCCGCGCACAUAUUCAAGACCUACUGCAACAACAAGCACGACCAAUAGUAGUAAUAUCACAACAUUUUACAACACUAAUUCUAAUACGAAUGUGUUAGGCAGUGUUGUAAGUGACAAUAGCAACAAUGCACUGUGUAGUGUUAGCACACGCAACGCGCUUAAUUAUUCUACAAGUGGAGCAACAACAACAGCAACAACAGCCAUAACAACAAUGCCACAAACAACAACAAGACUGUGUCUGAGUACUACAACGCCUAUAACAGUAACAACAACAACUGUUGCUUCAACCACAGCAACAGCAACAACAACAAUGGCAUCGACCUCAGCUGCGUCAGCAACGACUACAAUUGGCGGCAAUAAUAAGCACAGCGGUAUAAGCAGCAGCACAGCGGCUGUUGAUAGCUUGAAAUUUAUGCCGGACGUGCAAGUGCAACGUCUAGUCGAAAAGUGGUGGGGUGCCGAUGUGCAAGCAAAAAAAAUCAAUGAAACAGCGGCGAGCUAUAUGCAUUCCAAUCGGCUCGAUGAGGCGCUGAAGAACUGUAAUGCGAGCUUAGAAAAAUCGCCCACGAAUUUCAAGAGUUUGUUGCUGCGCGCCGAGGUGCUGCGGAAACUUAAUCACUUUCAGAGCUCAUUGGCAGAUGUGGAGAAUGCACUGAAAAUUCGUUAUACAUCGGCGAAGGCUCAUUAUUUAAGGGCUUUGGCUUUAAGUGAACUGGGAUGUUUCGAUGAAGCACUCUAUGACAAUUGUCUCGCUAUAAGUUUGGACAAAGCAGCUAGUCUAACCACGACAGAAUUAUUUCAGCAUGAUCUCUCAAAAACAUUGCAAAAAUUCUUGGCUCAAUCUCAAAAGAGUAAACUUGCGUCUCACAGAUGUUUCUCGACUACCUCACCUUAUAGUGUACUCGCCGAACAACGUUUACGUCGCAAACAAAUGGCUUUACUGCGCAAUGCCGAUGAGGAUCACAUAAAUGCCAUGGAUGAAGAUUUCUUAGCUUGUAGCAAGAAAUGCGACAUCAUAGCAGAUGAAGAAGAAGUAUUAGCCGCCGCUGAUUAUCAUAGCACUUAUCCCAGCAUAGGAAAGGAUUAUGAUGUUUCGCUGCGACGACAUCCGAUGCGUAAACAUUUUCGACGAAAAUGGAUACCAAAAGAGACAGAAUUAUUGCCCACAGUUCCGCUCGAUGAGUUGCGUUGUAGCACACAAUUUUGCAACAUCAUUGAACGCACACAACAGGAAUUACAGCGUUUAAGAAAACUCGAAUCCUCGAGCAGUCAAUUGAGUAAACAACUGAUGCAGGUGCCUACCAAUUUAAUUGAUGCCAGCGACUUUGAUUGCGUGUUGUGCUGUCGCACUUUGUGGAAGCCUGUUGUGACACCGUGUGGACACACUUAUUGCCGGGUAUGCUUGGAUCGUUGCAUGGAUUAUACAUCCUCGUGUCCAUUAUGCAUGUCACCACUUGUAGAACCAAACGUUAAUCAGUUAUAUCAAGGUGCAUCCUCACCAGUACCCUUAAGUUUGGCCAAAAGGCCUGUUACAAAGUUUCUUGAAGCUGCUAUGAAACGAUUUAUUCCAGACAGUUAUGAGAAACGUUCCCGCCAAGAAAUGAACAUGGAACCAUCAGUGCCAGUUUUCAUUUGUACUACGGCAUUUCCACAUGUUGCAUGUCCUUUGUUCGUGUAUGAGCCGCGCUACCGCCUAAUGGUGCGACGGGCUGUAGAAUCUGGUGAAAAACAGUUUGGCAUUGUGCAACCUCACAAGGGCAAAUCACGUUAUUACGAUGUGGGCACCAUACUCGAUAUCCGAGAUUGUGUUAUGCUACGCGAUGGUUGCUCUAUUUUAAGCACUGUGGGCUGUAAGCGAUUCAAAAUAUUAACGCGCAAUGAAAAGGAUGGUUAUGAGACUGCUAAGGUGGAGUAUAUAUAUGAUGAAACUAUAUCCGAUGAAAAUGUGAAGUUUGUGAGUGCUAUGCACGCCUCGGUACGAGCUAAGGCAAUCGAUUGGUUUGAAAGUUUGGGUACUGAAUUCAAACAGGAAAUAUUACAAAGUUUUGGUGAAAUGCCAGCAGUUGAAGAUAACUGGGAAAGUAUUGCUGAUGGGCCAGCGUGGGCGUGGUGGAUUAUAGCAUUGCUACCACUCAAUCCGCAGUUGAAAGUCAAUAUCUUGGCAACAACUUCUCUGGAGAAACGUUUGCGUGCAAUUGAAAAAACACUCGACUAUAUAGCGGUUAUGUUAAGGCGAUCUCAGCAAGAUUGUGAUGUUGUUGUAGUGCAACAACAGCAACACCAACAGCAACAGCAUCAACAGCACCAGCAGCAACAACAGCAACACCAAUGUGAGAAUGCAUUGACGCACGCCUGUCAGAAUGAUGAAUGUUUUCAACGCACAACCAAUGCAAGUGUUGGUGUGGUUGAAAAUGCAACAGAUGCAGCAGCAAUAGAUGCAACUACAGCUGUCUUAAGUCCUAGGACUGAUACACAUAAUCACGACAGCACAAAUAAAGAAAUGCAACAUAAUUGAUAAUAUAUGCUGGAACAAUCUGAUAUGGAAAAAACAUGGAGCAUUGCGUGGAUGAAAUGUAAACAUGAAUUUGCUCACUAGCACAUCCGUUGCUAAUGUACCAACUACUGUCAAACUCAAAGCUUUAAAAGUAAAUCAACACAACUUCAAUAAAAUCAAAAAUAAUUAUCUAUUAAAAAUAAAACUAAAAACAGACUAAAAUAUCCUUAAAAGGGAUUUGAAGAAAAUCUGUUGUCCUGUUCUAAACUGUUAAAUGUGUGUUCGUCUCGUUCGUGUCUCUCGUAGUGUUGCAAACUUUUAGUUUCUAAGAAAUUAGCCAUGUAAGAAAGAAACAAAUAGUAAACAUACAAAACAACUACAAACAAUUCAUAUGCAUUUCUAAAACAUAAUUCUAGCUUUAACUAUAAUUGAAUUAAGUAUUUAAUAAUUAAAUUAAGUAAUUAUAUGUGUAAUUUAUAGUUAAUGUAU